This is a messenger RNA of Ipomoea triloba (trilobed morning glory), 3093 nucleotides long. RefSeq names its product disease resistance protein RPP13-like. Lineage: Eukaryota; Viridiplantae; Streptophyta; Magnoliopsida; Solanales; Convolvulaceae. Gene Ontology annotation, molecular function: ADP binding. Gene Ontology annotation, biological process: defense response to other organism. The transcript has a single exon. The record is from RefSeq and is a predicted model, not a curated record. Bases 1 to 3093 code for a protein of 1030 amino acids.
AUGGCUUUCGCUGCUGCAACUAGUUUAAUGGACAUCCUACACCACAACUUCCUCCAAUCCAAACCGCUAUUCACUCUCCGCACCAAAAUGAGGGUCAGAUCUCUUUACCGAAAUAUUUGUUUUGUGCAAACCCUCCUUGAAGAUGAUCCCAAUGUGGGCAUGUAUGAUGAGGAGGCGAUGAACGUUUUGGAGGCAAGAAUUAGAGAUGUUUAUGUGGAAUUAAGGUUCCAAAUUGAACUGCAAUUGACAUUGCUUCAGCUUGGGAAAGCGAUGAAGAUUAGGCUUGAAUCUGCUCAGGAGCUUCUUCCAAUCGUGAAUUGGGGAAUCCAGGACAUGGAAUCUGUGGAUCUCGAUUCUUUGUAUGGCAGACUAAGGAAACACUUCUCACUGCCGGUGCCGUACAUGCCUGUUCAUAUAAGAAAAAGGGUCACAUCUCUUUGCAAAAUGCUUGAGCUUCGCUUGGUUGAAAAAUGCAGCAAUUUCAUAGGUGAAAAAGACGACCAUUUCCCAAUACAAUUGAAAACGGUUACUGUAUAUGUCAAGGAUGUUCCAGCACGGAGUUUGCCUACUCAACAAAUCUUAGAAACCUUGCUUGAAGCAAAAAGUCUAAUCAUAGAAGAACUGAGAGCCUCUUAUAUCAGAAAAUACACGAAGCAAAGGAUAGAGGCUCGACAAAGGCUUCGUCGAAUCUUCUCUCAAGGCAUCAAACACUCAGGUAGCAUCAAGAAAGAGCUACUGAAGAUUAAGAAUGAGUUCAAUCAGUCCAGAAAUUCUAAAAUGCUGGAUAGUAUGCUUGGUGGUUCAGGAUGUGAGGACACUACAGUUGGUGACUUGCUGCAAAAUACCUUGAAGUCUACAACCAAAAUUGUGGGAUGCAAUGAGGAUUUCAACGCGAUAAUGGACAAGUUGAAGCGGAAUUCCUUGGAGCGAGUAAUUGUCUCAAUUGUGGGAAUGGGAGGCAUUGGCAAAACCACCUUAGCUAGAUGUGUUUAUGAGGAUGCAACAAUAAUUUCUCAUUUUGAUUGUCGAGCAUGGGUUAGUAUCUCACAGGAGUAUAAUCCAAGACAAGUGUUCCGACACAUUCUGCGUUCUCUUGCCUCAUGUAAUGGUAAAAUCUGUGAAGAUAGUAAUGAUGAACUAGCUGAGCAGAUAUACAAAUGUCUAAAGCGGCGAAGGUACUUGAUCGUCAUAGAUGACAUAUGGAGUAAAGAUGUUUGGAGUGAUUUGUUGAAAUGCUUUCCAGAAGAUAACAAUGGAAGUCGAAUGUUGUUGACCACUCGAGAUAAAAAUGUAGCUGAGUAUGCAAGCACGGGGAGCAAUUCUUAUCAUAACAUGCGUUUCUUGGAUUCUCAUGAAAGUUGGAGCCUUUUUCACCAUGAAGUCUAUGAGAAAAUAGCUUUCUCCCCUCAAUUUGAAAGUAUUAGUAGAGAUGUAGUAGAGAAGUGCAAAGGAUUACCUCUUGCAAUUAUUGUGACUGCUGGACUUCUCUCAAAAUCCAAGCAAACCUUGAGUGAAUGGGAGCAUAUUGCAAAAAAUGUUAGUGCACUUAGUCUAGAAGAUCAACAAUUUGCAGACAUCCUCAGUUUGAGUUACACCUUCCUACCUUACCACCUUAAACCUUGUUUUUUGUCGUUUGGAAUUUUUCCAAAAGGCUCUAAGAUUCCACUAGACGAGAUUGUUCAUUUUUGGCUUUCAGAGGGGUUUCUAAAGGUUGUGAAGUCUAAGAGCUUGGAAGAUGUGGCAAAGGAGUAUAUACAAGACCUUAUAGAUAGAAAUCUUGUUCAAGUUUAUAGUGAGAGGUGUGGAGAAAUCAAGGAAUGCCAAAUGCAUGAUGUCUUGCUUGAGUUGGUCUUAAGAGAAGCCGAAAGAGAGAAUCUUUUGUAUAAGAAGGAAGAUGGUGCCAUGUUUCUGAAGCAUAGGAGAAAACCAACAGAGGAAGAUGGUGCCAUGUCACUGAAGCAUAGGAGAAAACCAACAAACUAUUCUCGUAAUGCUCAACAAUGGAUUACCCAAUUAAGAAUUUCGGCUCUUUGGUUUAGUGAUCACAUUUUCUUCAAGCUCCCCUCAGCUGUAAAUUUUAAGCUGCUAAGGGUAUUGGUAUUGUCUGAAAUUGACAACACCAGCACACUCAGACAGAUUAUGAGUCUUGUUCAUUUGAGAAUCUUAAGAUUCCAAACUCCUUUGCUUAUUUGCGAUCUACCCUGGUUCAUGCUAUCAAAUCUAAAGAUAUUAGUAGUUGGUGCACAGAUAGAGUGUGAAGAAAACCUAGUUGGUGCACAGAUAGAGUGUGAAGAAAACCUCUUUGGAAUUUGGAGAUUACCUCAAUUAAGGCAUCUCUGUUUUGAUGGCAUUUAUUGUCGAGUUCCUCCGAGAUCAAUUCAAGAGAACUUGCAGACUAUUUGUUGGUUGGAUUGCAGGAGUUGUACAAAGGAGUUGUUUAUGAGAGCACCAAAUCUAAUGGAUCUUGGAGUUCAUGGCUUGGAGGAUAUCCCAGAAUGCAAAGAAUUCAAUUGGUUUAAAAAUCUUGCCUACUUGUAUAAACUCCAGAAGCUAAAGAUUCGUGAAAACAUCAUUUGUUGGGGUUUCAGAACAACUGACUCUUUGGAGAUGUUGAGCUUGGAAAAUUUUCUGCCAAAUCUUAAGACACUAAAACUCGUUGAAACAAAACUAGACUGGAAGGAUAUGGAUGUUAUUGGUAAAUUGCCCAAGCUUGAAGUUCUUAAGCUGAAGAAUGCUGUUGAUGGCCCAAAAUGGGAAUCUAGAGAUGGGGGAUUUCGUCGAUUAAAACACUUGCUCAUACAUGAAUCACAUCUAAGGUACUGGGAAGCAACCGGCGAUCAUUUUCCCAACCUUGAAUGUCUAGUCCUACGCGAGUGUUAUAUGUUGGAAGAGAUUCCCAGCAAUUUUGCAGAUAUUGCCACUCUCCAAUUAAUCGAGUUAAGUCAAUGUUCAGACUCCAGCAUCACUUCUGCUGAGUGCAUUCGACAAGAGCAACAAAAUUAUGGGAAUGAUGCAUUCGUUCUUCGUUAUGACAGGUUUCUACCUCUGUCUCUCAACAACAUUGGACAUAUGUAUCUGGGGUUGAAAUUAUAA